GGGACAAUACAGGAAAAACUGCCACAAUUUUCACCUCAAUUUACCUCAAACAACAGCGUUGUGUUAGUGUAGUUAAUUUCACAUUUACAAAAGUGUGUAACUGUUAAGGAGAGAAAAGCGGUGACUACUUUAUUCCAUUACUAUGUUCUCUAUCAGUAAAGAGUUACAAGAAGUGUGAUAAAAUUACAUUGCACGAUAGAGUGUCUAAGGGGAAAUCAUCAUGUCCCAAAUGCAUAUACUUUACAAAUCAUUUGCAUUGCGUGAGGGGAAAUAUUCAAAAGACCAUCGAAGACAGCAUAAAGACAAGAAUUUGCGUCUCCACAACAGGCAGAUGGCGUGGAUACUUUUAGCGACUUUGCUCGUCAUGGCAACGGAAGCGAGCGAGUUAGCAAGAUCCUGGGAGAGGGCAGAGAUUUCGCUCGAGAAGUGGAAGAGAAUAAAUGCUCUGGAAGAAAACAAUUUAUACCUUUCGAUUCAUAUCAACUCAACCCACUUGAGAAUCUUGCAAGAACGAACAGUUCUCUACGAAUUCACAAGCAAAAGAGAGGAAGGAGGAAUACAUAUGCUUGUCCUGAACGAACGCACGGCCUCUGUCAUGGCGAGUCGGCGAUUUCGCACUUACCAGCCAUCGGAAGGGAAAAAUCUGCGAGACUCUCUGGAAGCUCUGCAACCUGGACGUGUUGUUAUUGUUGUAGGCCUGCCGGAUUUCCUCACCUUCCUGUCUCCGGAAGGGGAAGAUGCCCUGGUAAGAAUGGGUGCCCGCAUGCUGCCCCGGGUUAGUACGGGCGAGGCCUGGGCCAUGGCGGCAGUCACGGGGUCACCCCCCCAUCGAGCGACCGCUGACCUGUCGCGGGGAAAGGUCAUCGCGGAGGCCGUCGCGACGCGGGAGUACAAGAGACCCGCGAGGAGCCUCUUCCUGGAGAUGACGCUGGAAAGGGCGCCGCGAGACCGAGGCUGCAGUUGGCACGAGGAGGCGGAGUUGAAAGACCAGGCGGAGUUCUGCCGCUCGUACGAGGGCUACCGAGACCUGUGCAGCUGCGGGCGGCCUCUGGUGCCAGCCCGCCGCCCACGCCCGCCUCCGAUCCCGAUGGCGGAGGAAAUCCCAGUGGCCAUAGUAACCGCGAACAAGCCAUUCCACCUCUACAGGCUUUUGAGGAACCUGGGCGACGUGGCGGGAUCCGGGGAGACGCGAGUGCUUGUGGUGGUGGACGGGCCGCACCUGGAGACCCUGCACCUGGCGAGGCUCUUCGGAGUCGAGGUGGCGGUUCACUCGCCCCAGGGCUUGCCGGGGGAGAAUACGAGAACGAACAUGAACAUAGCAUUUGCUCUGUACAGCGUGUUCAACCGAUGGCCGCAUGUCAACAAGGCCAUCCUGCUUGAGGAUGACCUUCUUCUCGCUCCAGACAUCUUGAGUUAUUUCCACCAGACCGCCUGGCUGCUGACCCGUGACCCGACGCUCUAUCUGGUCAGCGCCUUCGGUCAGAACUCCUACCCGAGCACGGCCUGUGACCCGACGACUCUCCUCCGUGCCGACAUGUACCCGCAAUAUGGCUGGAUGACCUGCCGAAGGUGGGCGACGCAGGUCCUGCCGGACUGGGUGCCCGCCGGUAGCGGGGUGGACUGGGACUGGUGGCUAUACACCGAAGGCGUGCGUCGGGGCCUGCAGGCGGUGGUGCCCGAGGUGUCUCGAACCGCCCACGCCGGUGCUGCGGGCGCCCACGUGACGGGCUGGGAGCAACACCAUUACUUCGAUCCAAGGCUCAUCAACUACCGCCCACACGUGCAGCUCAGGAAUGUGCAUAGAUUAUUGGCGGACAACUAUUCCGAAUGGUUCGAAGAUGAGAUCCGACGAGCCACGAAGAUUCAGCUUCGAAGUCAUCCUUGCCACUACAAUAUUAUCCCUAAGAAGAAACCGGGUCCUUUUGUCUUAUACGUGGGCGUUGGAAGCAGAGCAGAUGAUGACAACAGCUUCUUCUUUAUGCAAGCUUGCCUAGGAACAGACGAGCAAGAAGUGAAGGAAAUUUACGAAGGCGUGUUAACGUUUCGAGUGCGCCCAUUCUCCCACGCCUACGCCCAUGACCGAACGCAGGCCCGAUCUCAGGAUCUGGCAGCCCAGGACCCCGUCAACGCCACCCUUGAAACAGCAAAGGCUCGGAGUCUCGGUUGCGAAAAGGAGUCCCACGUUCUGUACAUUGUCGGCUGUCCCUUGUCCAAGUACUGCAAAUAUUCCGCUGGGACAAGUGACUGGAUCGCACCGUCUGAAUCCUUCAGGAAAGAGGCUGACAGGGUUACUAUGAUGAGAAAAACAGCUGGGGACCUGAGAACCAUGAGAAUAAGACUGACUCCAAAAUCAGCCAGUGAAGAAUUUAAUCUCACCAACUUUCAGGAUAUUUCGAGAAGAGGGACUGGGUGAUGCAAUUCAAAAACAAUAAUAAAACAUAAAUAAUUGUGACGAACUAUAACGUUUGUUUUCAAACCUUCGGUCUUCAUAUUAGCGCAUCUUACAAAAACAUACAUGUACUUUAGCCCGUAUCCGUUUUCGUUGUCUUUGGUCGAAAUUAUGGGAAGGCAUUCCCUUUCACUCGAAAUCAGGGAAAGCAUGCCCCUUCAAUUCAGAUCAGAAGAGAAAUGCAUCCUCUCUCAAAUUCAGGGAGAAAAUACCCCUUCAGUCAAAAUCAGGGAAAGUAAGUAUCCUUUUAGUCAAAAUCGGGGAAAGAAAGGCACUUUUUAGUCGCGAGAUUGCCCCUAAAGACUAAUCAGUGAACAGUACUAUAUAAAUCAUAGGUACUUCAUCUUAGAACACGAAACGUACUGUUGACAAAUCCUUUUUAUGCUUCACUUCAGCAAUUCCUUUGUUUUCUGAUAUACAUUUUUAUUAAAGAACGGCAGAGGAAAGGGCAAACGUAAAAAGCAAAAGUUAAUAUGUUUAUUAAAACAAAUUGGGGAAAAUAAAAAGGAAAAUUAUGAAAAUGCGACUAGCUAGAAAAAAGGUGGAAUACAUUCAAAUCAAUUUAAUACAGUACUCCGUAGUUCAAAAUAUGACCAUAUAUAUAUACUUCAUUUUUUCUUUACAAAGUGUUCUAAUUCAUAAUAUGGAAUUGGAUAUAUAUAUAUAAAAUAAUGUAUCGAGAAACUGGUAUUAUACUAUAAUUAAUCCUGAUAACAGUGGGGUUUCAGUAAUACAAUAAUUCAGUCAUACAAAAAAUACUGUAGCUUUACAAAUUCAGAAGGAAAGAAUUU
Molecule: messenger RNA, 3240 nt
Organism: Penaeus chinensis
Lineage: Eukaryota; Metazoa; Arthropoda; Malacostraca; Decapoda; Penaeidae
Product: protein O-linked-mannose beta-1,2-N-acetylglucosaminyltransferase 1-like
Exons: 16
Coding region: 221-2413 (730 amino acids)
Biological process (GO): protein O-linked glycosylation via N-acetylgalactosamine
Cellular component (GO): Golgi membrane
Molecular function (GO): beta-1,3-galactosyl-O-glycosyl-glycoprotein beta-1,3-N-acetylglucosaminyltransferase activity
Source: RefSeq, a predicted model, not a curated record